GGAAGGGUGGUCUGUGCCCGGCGGGGGAGGCGGCGAGUGGGGCGGUGGCGGGCCGACCUUUGCUGAGUCUCCGGCCGGAGCAGGACCGAGGCCCCUUCCUGGGGGAGUUUCCUGCGGGGUCCGUCCUCUCGGGCUCUCCCCGCCCCCUCUCCGGGCCGCUCCUUGUAAGGUCUGGGCGCCGCUCUCUCCCCGCCCCCUACCUCCCUCCUCCCUGCGCGCUGCGUCCCUCCCCGCCUGGCUGGAGCUGCUCGGGACCGGGACGCAGAGUCCGCGGACUGGGCGCCGACGCGGUCCUCCGAGACGCGGUGAGCACGCUCCCGCCCGCGCAGCCCGGCCAGGCCAUGGCGGCCCCCCGCCCGCCCCCCGCCAUCUCCGUCUCCGUCUCGGCCCCGGCGUUUUACGCUCCGCAGAAGAAGUUCGCCCCGGUGGUGGCCCCGAAGCCCAAAGUGAAUCCUUUCCGGCCUGGGGACAGCGAGUCUCCGGCGGUAGCCGGGGCCCAGCGAGCUCAGAUGGGCCGAGUGGGCGAGAUCCCCCCGCCGCCCCCAGAAGACUUUCCCUUACCCCCUCCUCCCGUCCUUGGGGAUGGCGACGACUCGGAGGGUGCUCUGGGAGGCGCUUUCCCACCUCCACCUCCCCCGAUGAUUGAGGAACCAUUCCCCCCUGCGCCUCUGGAGGAGGACAUCUUCCCCUCCCCGCCACCGCCCCUGGAGGAGGAGGGAGGGCCUGAGGCCCCCAUCCCACCCCCACCGCAGCCCAGGGAGAAAGUGAGCAGUAUUGACCUGGAGAUCGACUCUCUGUCCUCACUGCUGGAUGACAUGACCAAGAAUGAUCCUUUCAAAGCCCGGGUGUCAUCUGGAUAUGUACCCCCGCCAGUUGCCACUCCAUUUGUUCCCAAACCUAGUACCAAGCCUGUACCUGGGGGCACAGCACCCUUGCCUCCUUGGAAGACCCCUUCUAACACCCAGCCACUGCCUCAGCCUCAGGCCAAGCCUCAGGUCCAGCCUCAGGCUAAGCCUCAGGUCUACCCUCAGCCUGCUUCCUCUGAUAACUUGCAGCCCCGAGGCCCCCCUGCUCCAGCUCCAACUCCAGCACCUAAGUUUACUCCAGUGGCUCCCAAAUUUACUCCUGUGGCUUCCAAGUUCAGCCCUGGUGCCCCAAGUGGACCUGGGUCACAGCCCAAUCAAAAAUCAGGGCCUCUGGAUGCUCCUCCUGCAGGCACAGGCUCCCCUCAGCCCCCCAGCUUCACUUAUGCUCAGCAGAAGGAGAAGCCCCGAGUUCAGGAGAAGCAGCACCCAGUGCCUCCACCAACUCAAAACCAAAACCAGGUGCGCUCUCCUGGGGGCCCAGGACCCUUGACUCUGAAGGAGGUGGAGGAGUUGGAGCAGCUGACCCAGCAGCUGAUGCAGGAUAUGGAGCAUCCUCAGAGGCAGAAUGUGGCUGUGAAUGAGUCCUGUGGCCGAUGCCAUGAGCCCCUAGCCCGCACUCAGCCUGCAGUCCGUGCACUGGGACAGCUGUUCCAUAUUGCCUGCUUCACUUGUCACCAGUGUGAGCAGCAGCUCCAAGGACAGCAGUUCUACAGUCUGGAGGGGGCGCCGUAUUGUGAGGGCUGCUAUACCGACACCCUAGAGAAAUGCAACACCUGUGGGCAGCCCAUCACUGACCGCAUGCUGAGGGCCACUGGCAAAGCCUACCACCCACAGUGCUUCACCUGUGUGGUCUGCGCCUGCCCCCUGGAGGGUACCUCCUUCAUUGUGGACCAGGCCAACAGGCCCCACUGUGUCCCUGACUAUCACAAGCAAUACGCCCCAAGGUGCUCUGUCUGCUCUGAGCCCAUCAUGCCUGAGCCUGGCCGCGAUGAAACCGUGCGAGUAGUGGCUUUGGACAAGAACUUCCAUAUGAAGUGCUACAAGUGUGAGGACUGUGGGAAGCCCCUGUCCAUUGAGGCAGACGACAACGGCUGCUUCCCUCUGGAUGGCCAUGUCCUUUGUCGGAAGUGCCACACUGCUAGAGCCCAGACCUGAGAAUGAGCCUCCUUCCAGACCACAGGUCCAUUCCCCAUCAUGGAUCACCCACACUGAAAUCAGUACUUGCCUCUACCCUACCUGUCCCUCCCUCCAUUCCAAACCGCUCUCCAGUAUCUCAAGUUCCCUGACCUAGGGCCUCAGCGUGGCCUCGAGGUGCUGAGGCCCAGCCCUGGGCUCCAGCCCUAGCCUCUCCUGCAGGGAUUGCCCACUGUCCUGAGGUCCCCACCUAAGGGGCCCCAGUUAGUGCUGCUGCUUUCACUGCUGCACCGAUGCCCUUGGCUGGCCUGAGCAGCCUAUGCAAUCUGCUUGCUGAGGGUAGGAGAAGCCCUGACCUUCUGGCAACCUGGCCCCAGCAGCCUGGACACCUACCCUGCCCCGUGCUGCCAGAUGGUGGUCACAGCUAAGAUUAAAAUAAUUUCUUUUUCCAGAA
Messenger RNA from Nannospalax galili (Upper Galilee mountains blind mole rat), 2454 nucleotides. RefSeq names its product zyxin (gene Zyx). The transcript has 10 exons. Lineage: Eukaryota; Metazoa; Chordata; Mammalia; Rodentia; Spalacidae. The record is from RefSeq and is a predicted model, not a curated record. Bases 342 to 2021 code for a protein of 559 amino acids. Gene Ontology annotation, biological process: integrin-mediated signaling pathway; transforming growth factor beta receptor signaling pathway.